This is a messenger RNA of Mesocestoides corti, 522 nucleotides long. Lineage: Eukaryota; Metazoa; Platyhelminthes; Cestoda; Cyclophyllidea; Mesocestoididae. The record is from the annotation of a GenBank genome assembly.
AUGAGUCGAAGUCGAGAGGUAGUCGGAGAUUGGGUUGGAGCCCACAUCAUUUGUUGCAAAGUCGCCAGUUCGUGUCUUCUAUUCAUUGCGGUCGGCUUCAUCAUUGCAGGCGCAGUGCUGGUGUCUUCAAAUUCGGGUUCUUGGGAUUUUGAUAAAGAAGAUUUUGACGAUUUCUCCGAAAGACAGAGCCGCUUUAGUGCUGGUAUCGCCCUCAUCGUCUUCGGGGUAUUCAUGCUGAUCUGCGGAUUAGUUUUCCUCUGUUGUGUUUUCCAACUGAAAUUUGUUCGAAAAGCCGUUAAAUCGACAAAUUCUCAGCAGCAGCCGACUCCGUAUCCGCCUGCGGCUGGACAGCAGGUUACACAGCCUUAUCCCGUGCAGCCCUAUCCGUCACAACAAGGACCAGGGCAGCAGAUGCCACAACCCUAUCCCACACAGCCUUAUCAGCCAUCUCCGUUGGCUCCUCCCCCACCAUACACAGAGUCCGAAGUCGCGCCAACAGCACCACUCAAUGAAAAGCAGUAA